Lucilia cuprina (Australian sheep blowfly) is the source of this 1114-nucleotide messenger RNA. RefSeq names its product cuticle protein 64. Lineage: Eukaryota; Metazoa; Arthropoda; Insecta; Diptera; Calliphoridae. The coding region runs from base 148 to 618 and encodes 156 amino acids. The transcript is spliced from 2 exons. The record is from RefSeq and is a predicted model, not a curated record.
CUAGAUCUAUCACAACACAUUGUGGCAGACACAGGCACAGUAUAAGAGAUUACAAAUUAAAUUUGUACAAGAAGUUGUUUGAAAUAAUUAAAGAAAUUAAAUUGAAUUUAAAUUUUGUUAAAUUUAUAACUAAAAAACAACAACAACAUGUAUAAAUUGUACCUCUUAGUACUAGCUGUGCUCUGCAGUAGCCAAUCUUCUUUGGCUGGCUUCUUGGGUGGCUAUGGAGGUUACGGUGGCUUUGGCGGUCACGGUCUUAGCUAUGGUUAUGGCGGUGGUCAUGGCAUCGGCUAUGGCUAUGGUGGUCAUGGUGGUGGUGCUGUUAUAGCUGCUGCUCCCGUUGCUGUAGCUGCUCCUGUAGUAACCAAAGUUGCCGUUGCACAGCCCAUUAUAACAAAGACCAUUACACCUGUUAUUACGAAGACCAUUAGUGCUGCACCCAUUACUGUGACUAAAGUAGCAGCUCCUGUUGUGGCAGCACCCGUUGUAGCUGCUCCCGCCUAUAUAGGCGGAGGUUAUGGCGGUUAUGGUCAUGGUUAUGGUGGGGGCUAUGGUCAUGGCAUUGCCAUUGGUGGUCUUUAUGGCGGUCAUGGUUAUGGUGGUGGCCAUGGUUGGUAAGCAGGAUAUUUGCAAAAGCAAUUAGAGAGUUAUGUUUCUUUUUUUUUUUAAUUGAGAGAUAAGAAAAAGCUAAAUAAUUGAGAGAAACAUAAAAUCUUGCAUUUAAUCAGAAAUCAUAUUAUACAUCAUUAUUUUCUUUUAACAUUUGUAUAUCAACAAUCAUCUUUCCAUCGUUUGUAUUGCAUUAAAAAAACAAAGACACACAAAUAAUUAUAUUUUAAACCUGCCAAAUAAACAGUCAUAUUCAUUAUUAUUUUUAAGCUUAAUAUGAUCAUUAUGAAAUACAUAUAAAUAUUUAAUAAAUGUUAUUAAUAAUACUAACCAUUUUGUAUAUAUAUUUGUUUUAUAUUAUAUUCAAUCAUUAUGUACCUUAUUUAAUCAUUUCUUAAAAAAAGUAUAUUGUCCAAAAUGUUUAUGACUAAAUAAUUUUAUAAAUUAUCAAAUUUAAACCAGCCAAUAAAGCACAAUUAGCACCAAAAAUGUGUGCUCCAAAGAA